Messenger RNA from Acipenser ruthenus (sterlet), 2520 nucleotides. RefSeq names its product beta-1,3-N-acetylglucosaminyltransferase manic fringe-like. NCBI's taxonomy places the organism in Eukaryota, Metazoa, Chordata, Actinopteri, Acipenseriformes, Acipenseridae. The record is from RefSeq and is a predicted model, not a curated record. Gene Ontology annotation, biological process: regulation of Notch signaling pathway; pattern specification process. Gene Ontology annotation, molecular function: O-fucosylpeptide 3-beta-N-acetylglucosaminyltransferase activity. Gene Ontology annotation, cellular component: Golgi membrane. The coding region runs from base 1041 to 2210 and encodes 389 amino acids. The transcript has 8 exons.
UCAAAAUAAUGUGGCAAGUGGCUUAGUGCGCAGCGGACACGCACCGAGAAACCAGUUCACACGUCAUUACUGGUCGUUUUAAUAUAUUAUAUUGAUUUCCGCUAAAGAGCAACGCCGUAUUUCUUUACCGAAGAUGCCUGUACAUCUAACCCAACUGCUGAACGAGGCUUUAAAAUGAUGAAUCUGAAGAAGGCGUUUUAAAUUAUCGUAUUAUUUUCUGUAUUUGUACGGACAUUAUUAUACAUAUAUUUUUUUUAAAUUAAACUUGUUAUAAUAUAUUUUCUGAUCAGACCUUUAGCGUGUCGUUUUGUAUAAAAUAACUUUUUUAAAUGAUUAUUAUUAUUAUUAUUAUUAUUAUUAUUAUUAUUAUUAUUAUUAUUAUUAUUAUUAUUAUUCUUGGAAUAUCUAAGAUGCGGCAGUAAUUUGAUCGAUAACACUUUAAUCGAUAGUUAUUCAUACUUGUAACUAAAAAAAACUUUAUUAAACUAAACACACACACACAAUGCGCGCUGUUCUGUCGCGCACACUGUGGCACAUGAAUUGCACUUGAAGUAAAAAAUAAUAAUUAGUCCUACAUGAUUAAUAAAAUGUAUAAUUAUGCUUUAUUAUUAUUAAAAAUAAUAAUAAUAAUAUUUUCAACAAUAUACAACUGAGGGACACACUUUUAAAAACAAGUAUUCUCAACAAAAUAACGUGAAUUAAAAUGAUACCCUAUCCUAAUAAUAAGGAAUAUAUAAAAAUAAUGUUUAUUCAAGGAUUUAACAGGCUGUUGAACUGUUUGCUGAUAUUAUAAAGAAAUGUGGGGGAAAUAAUCACAGAGGCCUGCUCAGGUAAAGAUUGUGAAAGUCUGACUCAAUUCUCGGUGAUCUUAAAGAACUGAAAAAAAUAUAGAUGUGAAUUGAUAUCUAUAACGAAAAUGAUGUAUAACGGUAAAGGGUAGGCUAAUAAUAUAUAAUAUUUCAUAUAAUAUAAUCAUAUAAUAUAUAUAUUUAAUAUAUAUAUUUAUAUUUUUGUGUGAAAGAAGCGUUAUUGUGUACAGGAUGUUACUGGGGAAGGUUUUACUCGCUCUCUCCGGAGCCACCCUCGCCUGUUUCCUCCUCGUUUUUGUGGAUUUACAACGCCGGACUCGACUGGAAAUUAAGGGGGUGACUAUGAACGCGGGGCGCCCCGGAGCGCCGAGCGGGUCCAGAUUGGAUCCCCAGCCGAGUUCAGAGCGUCCCAAGCCGGGGAGCUCCGUGGCACAGCCGCCGCUGGACGGCGCCGAACUCCGGCUGCCCUCCAUCAGAACUUUAAACCGUAACCCGGGCGACGUGGAGCGGGACGUCACCGGCAAAACGAGCCGGUUCUUCACUGCUGUGGGAGCGAAGCCGGUAAUUAUAAGAGACCCCGUCCCGUCGCUUCAGCUGAAAGACAUUUUCAUCGCCGUGAAAACGACGCGAAAGUUUCACAGAGAGCGGCUGUCGUUGCUGUUGGAUACGUGGGUUUCAAGGACACGUGAUCACACCUACAUCUUUACUGAUGAGGAGGAUGAAGAAUUGACCUCCAGAGGUUUUCAUCUCAUCGUCACAAACUGCUCCUCUGAGCACAGCCACCAAGCCCUGUCCUGCAAAAUGGCUUCGGAGUACGAGGCAUUCAUCGCGUCCGAGAAAAAGUGGUUCUGUCACGUGGAUGAUGAUAACUAUGUGCUCCCUCACUCCCUCCUCUCUCUCCUCGCUGCCUUCCCCCUGGAUGGAGACGUCUACGUGGGCAAACCCAGCCUGAACCGACCCAUCGAGGCAGCCGAGCCGCUGCCCAACAACCAGGACAGUGAGCAACGCUUCUGGUUUGCCACCGGGGGCGCCGGAUUCUGUUUGAGUCGCAGGCUGGCAGAGAAGAUGGAACCAUGGGCAAGUGGGGGUCGGUUCAGCCUCACCUCGGAUCUCAUUCGCUUGCCCGAUGACUGCACAGUGGGGUACAUCGUGGAGCGUCGUCUCGGGGUCCCCCUGCUGCGCAGCCAGCUCUUCCACUCCCACCUGGAGAACCUGCAGCUCAUCGCGCCCCAGAACCUGAGGAGACAGGUCACGCUGAGUUACGGCACGUUCGAGAACAAACUCAACAGCAUAGAACUCAAAGGAGUCUUCACAAAACAGAACGACCCGUCCAGGUUUAAGACUCUCCACUGCCUGCUCUACCCAGACACCCGCUGGUGCCCCCAGCAGUACGCCCUUUGACCUUUCAACUUGACCGCGGUCACGUUAACUAUCGUCAAGCGCAGGAAAAAACAAAAUGCUCUUUUAAUAAAAGUCUAUCGGCCCAAACGGCGUUGGCUUAUCUUGACCAAUCAGAAGCUCUUAAAUGCUCGGGCAGCCAAUGAGAAACAAAAGGACUGAACCUCUCUCUCAGCCAAUCAGAUUCUCGGAUUAGUUUAUCAGUUACGACCAAGAAUAUAUUGUAUUUAAUUUUUUUUCUAUCUUGUGCCAACUCUGAGUUUUUACCUGAAUAACUGUGUUGUUUUUAUUAAUAAAGAUGUUUAAAUGGAAA